UCAACCACUGUAAGCGGUAGUUGAAUGUCCACGUUCACCGUGAUGAUUGACAGCAGUCUGUGGUCAAAACAUUCAGCGCCUAAACAAGAUCGCGAGCAGUGAGUCUGUUCAGGAUUAUUCACACAAAGUGCUGCAGAUGACGAGAAACAGUAGGCUACUAUUAAAACAGAAAACAGUCAGUGCGGCCAUAGCUCAGAGCUAACCAGUCUUGCAGGAUUUGGGCAGAAGAAGACUGAUCAUGAGCACAGAGACUCAUGUGAAGGACAUUAAACCUGGACUCAAGAAUCUCAACGUCAUCUUCAUCGUGUUGGAAACAGGACGAGUGACGAAGACCAAAGACGGCCAUGAGGUGCGCACAUGUAAAGUGGCUGACAAGACGGGCAGCAUCAGUAUUUCGGUUUGGGAUGAAGUCGGUGGCCUCAUCCAGGCUGGUGACAUCAUCAGACUGACCAAAGGUUAUGCCUCAGUUUUUAAAGGCUGCUUGACGCUGUACACUGGAAGAGGAGGUGAACUACAGAAGAUCGGAGAAUUCUGCAUGGUGUAUUCAGAGGUGCCAAACUUUAGUGAGCCAAAUCCUGAAUAUUUGGCCCAGAUGAAUAAAACGGGACUCAAUGACCAGAGCAACACGAACAGCAGCGCUGGUGCACCUGCAGGGAAUGACACCCCCAAUGGAAAUGGGGUGAAUUCUCAAGGCUCUGGCAACUCUACUAAUGCACAGCCGGGUGGACGAGCAAGUAGUGGGAACGGAAACCGGUCGACACCAAGUCCAGGUGUGGGAGGAAGCUCCGUAAGCAACGGCAAGGAGACACGGCGAACGGUCAAAAGAUGAUUUUGUUCGAUCAUGAAUCAGCAUACAGUGAUCAUUUAAUGAUGGAUGUCAGCAGCUAUUUGUCAUGUCUCAUUUGAAGACAUGCAUUGCUAAACUUUGAGCUUAAUGCUUUCAUAUAUAUAUAUAUAUAUAUAUAUAUAUAUAUAUUUGUUUAACUCUAUGGAUUGUCAGGUCUUGUAAAAUCACAUGUGUUUUGAGGUAUUGAUCAGUUCCUGUUUUUUCUUGUUUUAAACUCUCCAGAAUGAACACACUAAGCUAUUGUAGUUUUUCUAGUCCAACUUCUGAUUGUUAGUCAACAUUUGAUGAUCAGUUUCAACAUGAACAUUCAGUUAAUUAUUAAAAUGCCAGGGUUGUCUUCUAAAAUAAGCCUUAGCAGGUAAAUGAAACCAAAAAAGAGGUACACCAACAAGCAGAUGAGAAAAAUGGAAAGAGAGCCAGCAGCUGUCAAGAUCUGUAAGUUAUAGACCCCAGAAGUUUUGAACAUUAUACGGCAAGGCUGACACAUUUCCAUGAAAAUUAGAUAAGUGUCCUGUGAUGAGUUUGAAAAGUAAGAGCUUAACAGCUGAGGAUUUUCCCAGGCAGAAAUGUGAAACUAUGUCAUCAAUGAUCACAGUUUGAUAAGAAAGAGCUUUUUGGGUUCCUAAAAAAAUCUGAUGUUCCACAUGAGACCCACUCCAGAACAGUUUACAGUAAAUACCAUUGUGACUGUUGUCCAUCACAGAAAAGCCAAAUAAAAAGAAGCUGUCAGAAAAUGUAAUCAUAAAACACUGAAAACAUGCAACCAUUACACCUUUUUUUUUGUGCAGAUCUUUUGCCAGAAAAUUCUGAUAUAUAAAUAAAAAGGAUGAAAAAAAAUAUUGAA
Messenger RNA from Carassius auratus (goldfish), 1691 nucleotides. RefSeq names its product SOSS complex subunit B1-A-like. Gene Ontology annotation, cellular component: SOSS complex. Bases 239 to 829 code for a protein of 196 amino acids. NCBI's taxonomy places the organism in Eukaryota, Metazoa, Chordata, Actinopteri, Cypriniformes, Cyprinidae. Gene Ontology annotation, biological process: mitotic G2/M transition checkpoint; response to ionizing radiation; double-strand break repair via homologous recombination. The transcript is spliced from 7 exons. The record is from RefSeq and is a predicted model, not a curated record. Gene Ontology annotation, molecular function: DNA binding.